AUGAUCAACCCCAACUACUACCCCUGGGGCUACGACAGCGACAACGGACCAGAUCAGUGGCACAAAAAUUACCCUUUUGCAAAUGGACGCCAUCAAUCACCGAUUGAAAUUAAUAAUAAAGAGGUGCAUUAUGAUAGUUCUCUACUGCCAUGGUUUGCUAGUUAUGAUCCUGGUGCAGCUAAGACCAUCCUAAAUGAUGGCAAAACCUGCAGAGUUGUAUUUGAUGAUUCAUUUGAUAGAUCAGUGCUGAGAGGGGGGCCACUCCCAGGAGUCUUCAGGCUACGUCAGCUGCACUUCCACUGGGGCUCGUCUGACGACCAYGGCUCAGAGCAUGUUGUGAAUGGAGUGAGGUAUGCAGGAGAGCUCCAUGUGUUACACUGGAAUCCCAAAUACAGUAAUUACCUUGAUGCUAGGAGAAGAACUGAUGGCAUAGCUGUUUUGGCUGUGUUUUUGCAAGUAGGAGAAACUCCCAAACCAGAGAUGAAGAGAAUUCUUGAAGAAAUAAAUGCYAUCAAAACAAAGGGUAAAAAUGCUCCUUUUCCGAACUUCGAUCCUUCGAUUCUUUUCCCUAAAUCUCAUGACUACUGGACAUACCAUGGAUCUUUCACUACUCCACCUUGCGAAGAGUGUGUCACCUGGAUUAUUCUGAGAGAGCCUAUCAUAGUCAGUUCAGACCAGAUGGCSAAGCUCCGCAGCCUCUCCAAGAAUGCUGAGAAUGAACCUGAUCACCCCUUGGUUGACAACUGGCGCCCGACUCAGCCGCGGUAUUUCAGGAUGGUGAGCGCAUCAUUCCUCUAGGACUGGCUCCUGUUGGGUGGUUCUGAGUGAGGUGACCUCUAGAAAUGAGAGAUGCUUUUCUCUUUUCUCCUUCACUGCAUUUACACUGAACUGCAGCUGUAGGUCUGGAGGCUGAAACUUGAGUUKUGAAGUGAGAAUUUCACUUUCAGAGGAUAAUACUUGCUUAGGCAAAUCCUAUUUUUAAAAUGGGURUAGGGAAUCUGUUUGGUUCUUCAUUACUGCUUUAACAUUAGCUUGUGUUAAUAGUACAAAGGAAGAAAGAAWAUGCAACUAACAAUUACAAGGCAAUUUUCUGUUGUGCACAUCUCUUGAUGCUGGCUGAUUGCAUGCUAAAGAAGUUUCAGUUAAGAGAAGUWAUUGUUUUCACCAUUAAAGACAUUUUUCAGUAGUUGUUUUCAGCAUUAUCUGUAUCCAGCUCUGACCUGCACCAGUUAAUCCAUAAGGCAUUCUUGGAAAUUAUAAACUCUUUUGGUCUUUGAUACAUAAAAUAUGAAAGGAUAGGAAAUUGUUGAUAAUUUUUGAUAAAAGCUAAACUUUUACUUUCUUAAAACAAUGGACAGGUGAAACAGAGGUCUGUUGUGAAAAUGGUAUUCACCAAAUUAUAUGUAGUUAAAACGAUGGGAAGGGGGAAGAGCUAUUUCUGUUUGUGUCACAACUGGUUGCCUUUAUUAAAAGACUAAUUYCCAUUUUAAUGUU
Molecule: messenger RNA, 1494 nt
Organism: Malurus melanocephalus (red-backed fairy wren)
Lineage: Eukaryota; Metazoa; Chordata; Aves; Passeriformes; Maluridae
Product: carbonic anhydrase 3-like
Exons: 7
Coding region: 1-798 (265 amino acids)
Cellular component (GO): cytoplasm
Molecular function (GO): carbonate dehydratase activity; zinc ion binding
Source: RefSeq, a predicted model, not a curated record